GUUGGUACUCUGUGGGGAAAGGAGCGGUUGGCUCUGCCACGCUACGACGGAAGAGAUGAGACCUGACGGCAUCGAACGUUAUGCGCAACAUGCUGAUUGACGUUACUGUUGCGCUACUCAUAAGCAUGGUACACUUGCGUAUUCCGACAUGCAUUGCCAAUUGUUUACUAGAUUCAUGCGUCAACCAAACCAACACCACGCGCCACGCUAAAACGCAAUCGCCUCCAUCACGACGCUUAUCAGUAGCCCCUUUUUGUUCCCUUGACGCCAACACAUAUUUGUCCACGUCAGAGAAAGCAUGACGGCUGCUUCACCUAGAACAUGAUG
Baudoinia panamericana UAMH 10762 is the source of this 327-nucleotide messenger RNA. RefSeq lists its product as uncharacterized. The coding region runs from base 81 to 302 and encodes 73 amino acids. Lineage: Eukaryota; Fungi; Ascomycota; Dothideomycetes; Mycosphaerellales; Teratosphaeriaceae. The transcript has a single exon. The record is from RefSeq and is a predicted model, not a curated record.